Molecule: messenger RNA, 2126 nt
Organism: Vigna umbellata (rice bean)
Lineage: Eukaryota; Viridiplantae; Streptophyta; Magnoliopsida; Fabales; Fabaceae
Product: transcription factor VOZ1-like
Biological process (GO): positive regulation of DNA-templated transcription; positive regulation of long-day photoperiodism, flowering
Cellular component (GO): nucleus
Molecular function (GO): sequence-specific DNA binding
Source: RefSeq, a predicted model, not a curated record
AAAUCUGCGAAUUCAUCGUAGGAAUUGAGGGCUUCAAUUUCCACGAUUGGCUUCUGUGAGUCUCUCUCACUCGUCGUGAGCUGAUCCCAGUGGAGCCGUCAUCUACAGUCAUCUUUCCCCUUUCUACGUCGUCGUUUUGCACCCCAUUGCUCCCUUCUCUCCAAUUCAAGAUCAAAGGAAGGUAUGAUGAGAGAAAGUUCCAAGGGCAAGUUUGGAUCCUCUUCUAUUCAAUCCAUGAAGGAGAAGGAAAAACACCUGGUGGAUAAAAUUCAAGGGAUUUUCAGCAAUCUUCAGUGUGCAAGAAAAGAGGGCAGGGGUAGUGACAUUGUGAUCUUUGAGGAGCAGAUGCAUCAGCUUCUCCGCGAGUGGAAGGCGGAACUGGAGUCUCCAGCCACCUCCUUAGCUGAUGGAAGCUUUGAUUCGUUUACCAGUGAACUUGCCCAACUGUUGCAAGUGAUUGAGGAGAAAGAUGAUGCAACUAGUCCAUUAACAAAACCUGGGCCGUUGAAGACUGAGCUCCAAACAAGUAACAUUAAUGACAACAAUUUUCAGUUUUUUCAGGAGAAACAUUUUGAUGAUAACCAACCUCUAGGUCAUAAUUUCGAAGGCUCUGCUUCAACUGUGUACAACAAUGCUUUUAAUAACUCAGAUAUGGAACAGUUGGAUUUUCAUCCAUUCAGUUUAAAUCAAGAUAUGAAUCACAACCAAGUUGGUCACAACUCUGAUUUGAUUGGUCAGGUGGAUUUAUAUCAGGACCUCGGGCAUAACACAGAAAUUAAACACUCAGAAUCAAAUCAAUUUAGCAUAGAAGGUUUUGAUUGUAGCCAAUUCUUUGGAGCUGAGGAUACUGUGCAUCAUGGAGAAAACAUUAUACCUAACAUUCUUCCAAAUAUCUGCCCUCCACCAUCUGCUUUCUUAGCUCCAAAAUGUGCCCUGUGGGACUGUUUCAGACCCGCUCAAGGGGUAGAAUGGUGCAGGAACUACUGUAGCAGUUGUCAUGAGCUGUUGGCAAAUAAUGAAGGUCUUCCUGGCAUGACUCCAAUUUUACGACCAGGGGGCAUUGGUGUAAAAGAUGGUCCUUUGUUUGCUGCUGUUCUUGCGAAGACCCAGGGAAAGGAAGUGGGCAUCCCCAGUUGUGAAGGCGCCGCAUCAACUAAAUCUCCCUGGAAUGCUCCAGAGUUCUUUGAUCUUUCUUUUCUUGAGGGUGAAGCUAUUAGGGAGUGGCUAUUCUUUGACAAGCCUAGAAGGGCAUUUGAAAGUGGAAACAGAAAACAAAGAUCACUUCCAGAUUACAGCGGACGCGGUUGGCAUGAGUCAAGGAAGCAGGUGAUGAAAGAACAUGGAGGACAAAAGAGGUCCUAUUACAUGGACCCCCAGCCUCUUAGUUAUCUGGAGUGGCAUUUGUACGAGUAUGAGAUCAACAACCACGAUGGUUGUGCAUUAUACAGACUAGAAUUAAAGCUUGUUGAGAAAAAGAAAAGUCCUAAAGGAAAAGUGACCAAGGAAUCUCUUAAUGAUUUACAGAACAAGAUGGGACAGCUUACUGCUGCUGUUCUAUCAUCUGAUGAUGGAAUACCCAUCAAGGGAAAAACAAAUGCCAAGUCUGAGAAUGAUGGAUCUCCAGAAAAUUAAAUCAAUACUCAAUCUGGUGAUUUUACCAUAUGACUGACAAACUUGUACAUAUUUGAGGAUAUAUCAUAGCAUGUGAAAGUUUCUUACUUUCCUUCAACAAGGUAAAAGGCAAAUGGAAUUCUCUUUUGGUAGAAUGAGCUCACACUCUUGUGCUGAAUUUGUCGUUAAUUAUACUUUUGAUAUUGGCGUUAUUUGAAGUCUACUCAUAAGAAAUUCGUUAUGUGCUUCAUAGAUUAGAAGUUAGAUCUAUGUUGUUAGGAAGACUCUGCAUACUUUCUGAUGGGUCAGUGUAAGACUCUGCAAAUUUCUGACAUAUUCAUAAACUAAUUAGCAUUUAUUUGGUUGUAAAUGUUCUCUAAUUUAUGGAUUAUUUUCAACGUAUAUAAGUAGUACAAUGCUGCAAUUCCAUGAGGGAAUGCAAACUAGAGUGGGGAAAAUUUAUUGAAAUGGUGAAAUUUUCAAUGUUGUUUUCGAAGAAAAUGAGCUAAAUAUAA